CCUCGAACCGAUGCAUUGGUCAAAGCUCGUAUUCAAUUUGAAAGUGAUUUACUAUUAGUCGGUGAAUUACGUAAAAUUGAAAAGGAAGCCAUUGAACAAACAGUACAAGAAUUAGAUCAGUUAACUGAAUCAAAACCGGUUAGAAACUCUUGCCCGAAAUUUCGAGGAUUCACUUCUUGACCUGCGACUUCUGAUGUCGUCUAAUGCGCAUCUACGCAAUCCUCUGCCAAUUCUACCGUUUUAGGGUAUUUCUACCUUUUUACAAGACACACUCAACUCUCCCUUACCCAUAUCCUUCCUACUACUUGGUCGGAGUUCCAACACCUUUUCGUCGAUCAAUUUACUUCCCCCC
This is a messenger RNA of Didymodactylos carnosus, 352 nucleotides long. Lineage: Eukaryota; Metazoa; Rotifera; Eurotatoria; Philodinida; Philodinidae. The record is from the annotation of a GenBank genome assembly.